CUCGGCGACACCGACCUGCUCGGCGGGGAGAAGCUGGACGCGGUGCUGACUGCGAAGAUGGCCUUGGUCAACGAUGUGUGUGCAUGCGGUGCCCGGAUUGACCAUUGACUGGCAAUCUCCGGCCAUCGACGAGAUCGGAUUCACCCCGCACCAGGCCAAGCUGUUCUGCCUCAAUGGCUUCGGAUACGCCGUCGACUCGCUCAUCCUACUGCUGCAGUCCAUCGUCGCUACGCAGGCCACCCUCGAGUUCCAGCCCAGCUUCGAUACCGGUUUGACGAUUGCCGUGUACGUGGGAAUGCUGGUCGGCGCGCUGUUCUGGGGCUUCUCUGCGGAUGUUAUCGGCCGUCGCUUCGCAUUCAACGUUUCGCUAUUUAUCUCUUCGAUCUUUACCAUUGUCGCCGGCGCUGCUCCCAACUGGAUUGUUCUAGGGCUGUUCACCUGUCUGAGUGCGUUUGGCGCUGGUGGAAAUCUGGUGCUGGAUACUGCGGUCUUUCUAGAGUACCUCCCCAGCCAGCAUUCAUGGCUGGUGACUCUGAUGGCUGCUUGGUGGGGCGUUGGACAGCUGAUUGCAGGUUUGUUCGCGUGGGCCUUUAUGCCCAACUACUCCUGCGCCGACGCUGCCAGCUGCACCUACGACAACAACAAGGGCUGGCGCUACGUUUGGUAUACCUCCGGUGCUUUCGUUUUCGUCCUCUCCAUCCUGCGCAUCACUGUCGUGCGACUCGAGGAAACGCCCAAGUUCCUUGUGUCUGAGGGCAAGGACGAGAAGGUAGUUGCAGUGCUGCAGCGAAUCGCGCAGAAGCAUCAACGGCCCUGCAGUCUCACCGUCGAGCGCCUAACAGCGCUGGGAGUAACGCGCACUCGCCAUUCCGGUGAUACUCGUCGCUCCUUUCAGCUGAUCUCGUUGCCCGAACUGGGCCACCAUCUGCGCGGUCUCUUCGCGACUCGGAAAAUGGGCCUAUCCACCAGUCUGAUCUGGUUCUCCUGGCUCCUGAUCGGUCUGGCAUACCCUCUCUUCAACGUCUUCCUCCCGCUGUAUCUGAAAUCGCGCGGCGCCGAGUUUGGCGAAGACAGUCCGUACAUCACCUGGAGAAACUACGCCAUCACCAACGCAUGCGGUAUCUUCGGCCCUAUCCUGGCCGGCUACCUGUGUCGCACGCGCUGGUGCUGGGGCCGACGAGGAACCAUGAUUCUCGGCGCGCUGGUUACCAUGGUGUUCUUCUUCUCCUACACGGCUGUUCGCACAGCAGAUCAGAAUGUCGCAUUCACCUGCAUCAUCAAUUUCUGUCUGAACAUCUACUACGGGACACUCUAUGCCUAUACGCCUGAGGUCCUCCCAUCCGCCCACCGAGGCACAGGAAACGGCAUCGCCAUCGGACUGAACCGAAUUAUGGGAAUCGUGAGCGCCGUCGUUGGCAGAGAAGCAGAUACGAGCACAUCUGUCCCGCUGUACAUCUGCGCCGCGCUGUAUAUCGUCAUGGCCAUCGUCGCCGGCGUCUUCCCCUUCGAGCCGCUCGGUCGACGCAGCAGCUGAUGCUGCAAUAUACAACUAUAGUUCCUCCCAUGCGCCAAAGGCCCAGGACAAGCCGCCCGCGACACUCCGCAAAUACUGUUCCCAAUGCGACUUGCCAGAUUACUGUACAGCCCACGCGACCUGGACGGAUUACGUUAUUAAUUAUACGGACCGAGGACUUUGUUUAAGUGUUGUCUGUCUAGUCGUAAUUAUCUGCUUUGUCUUCUAGGAUCUAUGAUUAUACCCCGUUAUUGACUGGAGAUAUCUGACAGACAUGAUUAUAUAGCAAGUAGUAAAUAAACAAUAAAUGAUACUUUAACAGUUAGCCAAUACUGCACGCAGGGCUGUUAGUGCAAGG
Molecule: messenger RNA, 1871 nt
Organism: Aspergillus versicolor CBS 583.65
Lineage: Eukaryota; Fungi; Ascomycota; Eurotiomycetes; Eurotiales; Aspergillaceae
Product: MFS transporter
Exons: 5
Coding region: 74-1534 (486 amino acids)
Biological process (GO): transmembrane transport
Molecular function (GO): transmembrane transporter activity
Source: RefSeq, a predicted model, not a curated record